Nomia melanderi (Alkali bee) is the source of this 5321-nucleotide messenger RNA. Lineage: Eukaryota; Metazoa; Arthropoda; Insecta; Hymenoptera; Halictidae. The record is from RefSeq and is a predicted model, not a curated record.
GCAGCGAGCCGAUUCCCGCGCGGCGCACGUCGCAUCGGAGAACUGCUCGAGCUGAACGUGUUAAAUGGCUGUGCGUCGGCCAUGAUGGCUUUGAGCAGGGACCGUGUCACGCAAACAUGUUUUCAAAGUGAUAUAUCUCGUUUGGUGACUGAGUGACCGUGUUCCAGCGCGAUGGCCGGAGAACGAUGAGGCCCUGACCGCUCUCUGUGCCGGGUAUUACGGGCGCAGGGCCCCCAGCCAGGCCCAGUCAGGUUCACGUUCCGCAAGCCCGAAGCCCGAGCCGACCCGACUGGCCUCACGGUUCGACACCAGCCAACUCGGUUGUCAACACGCGAGCCAGCCGCCUCAGGAUGAGCAAGCUGUCGUUCAGGGCCCGCGCCCUGGACGCUUCCAAGCCCAUGCCGAUUUACAUGGCCGAGGAACUGCCGGAUCUGCCAGAUUACUCGGCCAUUAACCGUGCUGUGCCCCAAAUGCCCAGCGGCAUGGAAAAGGAGGAGGAAUGUGAACAUCACUUGCAAAGAGCAAUAUGUACGGGUCUAAUCAUUCCUACCCCUGAAGUAAGCGACUUGGCAGACGCAGAAGCAUAUGACAAAAUAUAUCCAGCUGAUUAUAAGCUUCCUCGUCAACUCAUACAUAUGCAACCAUUUGCAAUGGAACAAGAUAUUCCGGAUUAUGAUAUGGAUUCAGAAGAUGAAAAGUGGGUUGCAGUGCAAAGCCGUAAAAUGGACUUAACACCGCUUCAAUUUGAAGAAAUGAUGGAUCGAUUGGAGAAAAGUUCAGGGCAAACUGUUGUCACCCUUAAUGAAGCUAAAGCACUUCUGAAAGAGGAUGAUGAUUUAAUUAUUGCAGUUUUUGAUUACUGGCUAAAUAAACGUCUUAAGACACAACAUCCACUUCUAUUAACGGUGAAAACGGAGCAUCGGUUUGGUUCAGCUGCCAAUAAUCCUUAUUUAGCGUUUAGACGUAGGACAGAAAAAAUGCAAACACGUAAAAAUCGCAAGAACGAUGAAACUAGUUAUGAAAAAAUGCUGAAACUUCGUAGGGAUCUUAGUAGAGCAGUUACUCUCCUUGAAAUGGUUAAGCGAAGAGAGAAGACUAAAAGGGAACACUUACAUCUUACAAUUGAAGUCUACGAGAAAAGAUACCAAGCACAAGACUUCAGUGGACAAAUAUUGGCAGAAGUAUCGGCGCUAAAGACACCAAGACCAGCUUUUGCUCCAUUGUUUACAAAUCAAUUUGGUGUUCAUCAAAAUUGGGCAAAUAAAGUUUGUAGUAAACAGGACGAAGUUGUACCAAGAAAAGAAAAAAGACAGUACAAGAAGCGGAAACAUAAAACUGACAGCAGAGGAGGAAGUUUGGACGACAACGGCGUACGUGGUGGAACAGGUAGCGGAGGUGGUCGAGGAAGUCGACCUGGCGUUCUUGGGAGCGGGCUGGACCCGCUAAUGAGCUCAGACGAAGAUAGUCCGCUUCCAUCUCAUUCACAUUCUCAACCUUCGGUUCCCUCUGAUCGUGAUGACGAAGACACCGCAGACGAGGGUCAAUUCGCUUUUCGACGGAAUAGAAAUAGCACUUAUUUACCACCUGUAUCAGGUGGGUUUGGAAAUUGGCCUUGGUGUGAUAAAAACGAAGGGGGUUUGGCCGAUAAGAAGUAUAGGUUUGCACUGACCAGUAUCAGCAAACCAGUACCAAGGUGUAUUGGUUUCGCGCGGCGACGAAUUGGUCGGGGUGGCAGAGUCAUAUUGGAUCGUUGUUCGACCGAUAUGGACGAUAUGUGGUCGUCUUUAGACUUCACGAUACAUCAACCAAAACGAGAACCCGUGGACUCCGAUACAACAACUGCCACAUCCACAACUCCAGUCAAGAAAGAGUGGUUACAUUUCCGACCAAAGACUCCGCCCGUGUCAGUGCAUAGUCCAAGUGAAGAAAGUAGUGAUACGGACUCGGAUGUAGAGCCAACGUUAUCGCAAACGAAACCACUUCCGUACCCGUUCCCACCCGAGGCGACAUCCAUUUGCGUGGAAGUGGAGCCUGAACGUGCGGGAGACGAGCCACCUUUCACGUCUGAGUUUAAUAUCGCAGAUUAUUUCUCAGUGGACGCUCUAUCGGACUUCGACCUUGCCAUAGCGAAUAUCACCGGUAGUGGAUGUGUUAGUGGACUGUCGGACAAUAACUCUAGCGACUCGCGGACAGAUGAGCUGGGCAGUUCACAUUUCGUUGUGACUCCGCUACCUAGCAAUUAUUUUGCACAACCUGCGGCACAGCAGGGUCGGCCUCAGUGCAGUGGUAGUGGUUCUAGUGUUGUAAAUACUUCUACAAGUUCUACGGUCCCGUCGUCUUUCUCGUGUACGACCAAUCAAGCGGCAACGUCGAGUACAGUGUCCACGCAGUGCGCCAGUACUGCUACCGAGACACAAUCGAAUCAUCAGACUAAACAACAACACAGACAAUUGCCAAACAAUAGCAGUACUGCCUCCAUUCUAUCUAAGUCUUUGACUAGUCCAACAAAUAAUAGAAAUGGCGGCAACUGCGGCAGUGGUAGUGCUGGGGUUAGAGUGUUCAGUGCGAGUACCACGAGUAGUGGAACGAUAACAAACUUUGGUAAUGGCCAUCAGAAUGGUCCGCUACCUCAUAUAAAUAACUCUAACAACAUUUCAAAUAGCACUCACAUGGUGAAUAAUCAGUCGACGAUAGUUCUGCCGCAAAAACAUCCGCCGUCCAGUCUGCUACCUGGCUUGAUCGCGCAGAGCAAAUUGGCGAGUCUCGCGAGGCAGCAACAACAAACGCAAAGUCAGGCGCAACAAAUCCCAACGUCCGGGGAAAUUACGCUUAAUAGUAAUAGUGAAAGUUUGGAUAUGGAGGUGGAUGGAGUGGAAACUGCAGCUUGUGAUGGUAAACCGCAGCAGCAGCAGCUUGUACGGGCAAACAAAACAAAUUCAUUAGCAAUGGAAGUGACAUGAUGCCUGCUAUCAGCACCCCUGCUGCCGCCAAUACGUCACUGGGGGCUUCGCUAAAUUUACCUUGCCUAUGUCUGCCUGAUUCCGGGCCUGGACAUGCACUACGGGCUCGUUAAAUACGAAAUGCGGUACGGCUAGACCCAAUUGCAGAAAUGCUCUGAUCAGUUGCCUGUUGUGGCGAUAAAGAGAGAAUAGUAUCGAUUCCGUUGCAAGUACUAAGUUAAUUUCGAACAGAAAAAAAAGAUCGUGCACUAAUUCACUUUUCUAAGUCGGUCAUUUCCUUGCUCAUUGAACAACUGCAAUUACUCAAUGCAAACACAGUAUUUCGCUGAAUGUUUACAACAACAGAAAAAAAAACGAAAGUAUAAGACAAUUUAUUUUUUUAAAUGCAUUACAGUGACUCCUGGCUUACGUUCUUUUCCAUUUUUUCCUCGGUGGAAAUUAUUCGUGUAGAAAUUAGUAACAGAUGAAUACUACACUUUUACGUUUGACAAAUUAAUAGCCUCAUUCUGAGAUAUCGAAACAUUGACAGCACUUCUUUGUCAUUUUUUUUCUACUCAUACAUGCAAGUACUGCUAAAGUAUCUGUGAUGCAGUUAUUGCAAUCAUACAACAAGCUUUCUCAGACACAGCAUUAAUUAUUUUAUCGUGAAAAUAUUGCACAGAGAUAUUCGCGCUUGAGACAUCUCUUCUUUUUGUAAUUUUUGAAAUUUUCAUAUAAUUCAUGAAGAAGAUCUGGCAAUAAGUAAUAACGAACGCGUACCAUUUAAAUUUUGUAAAAAGUUAAUUUUAGAUGAUAAUUCGCCUUUGCAAUAUGAAGUCUACGUUUUUCAAAGUGAUGCUUUUAUGUGUGCGUUUAUGAUUGUAAAUUUUAUUUAAAAGGAAACGAUACACGUCAGAGAUAUAACUACUUCCUACGAGAACUGUAUAGUAAAUCUUUUAUAGAUACCUUUAAUAAUUACAUUAUAUAUUGCUCAUUUCAGCGAACACAGAAUAGAGUGAUUUGACUUAUCGUAAACUCGUAUGAUUAUUUCAACACUGUACAUAGAUUCGGUUUAAUAUAUGAUAAGAUAUUAUUCAGUUUAUUUCUUUAUAAAGUAGUAAUACGUUGAAGGCUUCCAGGCUGUGAAAUAAUGAAACUAUUGUUAACAAUAAUUAUCCUUGAAUUAGCAUUAAAGUUACUCGAUGAAUACAGAACGUUUUGAUUAUUUCAUUGAUCGCUGAACCAUGCAUUUCUGUGCUAUUAACGUGCAUUGAAUCAUCCCUCGUAUGAGACUGUAGCAUAUAAAUUUAGAUCCUAAUGUUGCGUUUGGGAAGCUUGUACCAUAGACGUCCUAGUAUCAUAAAGUGACGAGUUCGUGACACUACAUUAGGAUUUGUAAUAUUUACAAGGAAUAUGGAAAUAUUCCCAUGUCUUUCACUUUAGUAAUUGCGAGCUAUGGAAGUAAAGAUAAUAAUCGAUGGAUUUAUUUACCAUACAAUGCAUGGAGGAAUGUCAUUAUAUUUCCUAAUUGGCUUCAAAGUAUACUCUUAAUGUUCUAUAAGUAACCAACGCGCCACGAACGAAUGUAUCAUUAGUUUUCUUUGUCUUGUUUCGUCAAAGAAUUUACUUAAAUAUUUUUAUUCGCACCAAUAGAACUCAUUACCAGAGGAAAAGAAAACCAUUGGACAAAUGCUACAAAUAUUAUAACAACAAUCAAAACUGUUCAAGCUUCAAGAAUUGAAGCUUCAAAUGAUCAGGCAGACAUUGAUUAAAAAGUAGCGUUAUUUGCUAUUAAAAAAGAAAAAAUUACCACUCGUUUUGUUAUGUUAUUCUACGAUUUAUCGUAGAUGAAUAGAUUUUUCAUGGUUUACCGAUACAGCUACGUGGAAAAUGAAAUUAUAAAGACUUGACAUUUACUCAUGCAUAAUCCAUACGCUUCGCUAUAUAAUUUUCGUCGAUAAAAUUUGUAUUCUUCUAGGAAACACAAGACCGACAUGCGAAUAGUUAUCGAAACUGCGCUCGUUCUCGCGCGCGUUUAUUCUCUUCCUCUUAGUCUUUCUAUAUAUAUACAUAUAUAUUAUCGUCUCCUGUUUUCAAUUGCAAUUUCAUCGAAAUGAAACGUUAAACAACAUAAAAAACGAACAAAAGUUACAUGAAAACCGACAAUAUUCAGCGUAUGUCCUCAUUCGAAAUUCAACAAAGUAACGGCAAAGAAACGAUCAACAGGUUCUUAAAAAACAUGGAAAAUGGUUUUCUUAGCACAAUCAUACUUUUCAUACUUCUGUGUGGCUGAGACGAAAACGAUGCAUGCGAUGAAUAUAAAAAUGAUAAAAUUCAAGGGUACAUCUGUUACGUGAUUUGUAUUAUUAUUUUUUUAAAAAA